GCGAGCUCCGGGCGUGCGGGCGAGGAAGCGGGGCGGGGGGCCGGGCCGGGGGCCGGGACGGCGGCUGGGGCGCUGGGGUCGCCAGCGCUCGCCCACCUCCCUCCCAGUGGGAGAAGAGGAGGAGGGGAAGUGACUGCGGAGUUGAUGAACUUUGCACAUCCAGAAACGCCAUUUUGAUUCCUUUUCCGGAACAAGUUUGCAUCUCUCCUCGUCCUCUCCCCGCAGCCCUCCGGUCCUCACCGCAUCAUGCCUGGGAGCCAAGCGCCCCGCCGGGCCGUAAGUUACUGCGACUCUGUAUUCCGGAAGCAGUGCCUUUGAGGUGUGACUCCGCCUACAUUUGGGCCCAGCCAAUGUCCAGUCCUCAGUGAGGAGGGCAGUGUGAUAAGGAAAACAGUGACGAGUGAUACUAGAAGAAGAAGAAAAAAAACCACAGAGUCGUUGCUGCUACCCAUGGAUGAUAGCUGUAGCCAGGGGAAAUUUUGAAGUCUGUCACUUGGGGCAGAAAAUGGAGUUCUGUGGCAGAGGCUUCUUAGAAGUGUAAACCCCUGUCCCAAUGACGUCAAGUUCGCCCGUUGGCUUGGAAGGCUCAGACCUGUCUUCCAUCAACACCAUGAUGUCAGCAGUAAUGAAUUUAGGGAACGUGGCAGAGAAUGGUGGGAGCCCCCAGGGGAUCAAGUCCCCUUCAAAGCCUCCAGGACCAAAUCGGAUUGGCAGAAGGAACCAGGAAAUGAAAGAAGAGAAGUCUUCCUACAACUGCCCGCUGUGUGAGAAGAUUUGCACUACCCAACACCAGUUGACUAUGCACAUCCGUCAGCAUAACACGGACACUGGAGGAGCCGAUCACUCAUGCAGCAUCUGUGGGAAGUCACUGAGCUCAGCCAGCUCCCUGGACCGCCACAUGCUGGUGCACUCUGGUGAGAGGCCUUACAAGUGCACUGUGUGUGGCCAGUCCUUCACCACCAAUGGGAACAUGCACAGACAUAUGAAGAUUCAUGAGAAGGACCCCAACGGUGCUACAGCCGUGGCCCCUCCAUCUCCUCUGAAGCGCAGGCGGCUGUCCUCUAAGAGGAAACUGAGUCACGAUGCCGAGUCAGAGAGAGAAGACUCAGCACCUGCUAAAAAGAUGGUGGAAGAUGGACAGGCAGGUGACUUGGAGAAGGCAGAUGAUGAAGUCUUUCACUGCCCAGUGUGUUUCAAAGAGUUUGUUUGCAAGUAUGGACUGGAGACCCACAUGGAGACCCAUUCAGAUAACCCACUAAGAUGUGACAUUUGCUGUGUCACCUUUCGAACACAUCGAGGACUGCUGCGCCACAAUGCACUUGUCCACAAACAGCUUCCCCGGGACUCCACGGGGAGACCUUUCAUCCAGAACAACCCUUCAAUCCCCGCUGGCUUCCACGACCUGGGGUUCACGGACUUCUCCUGUAGGAAGUUUCCUCGCAUUUCACAGGCCUGGUGUGAAACAAACCUGCGAAGGUGCAUCAGCGAGCAGCACCGUUUCGUCUGUGACACCUGUGACAAGGCAUUCCCCAUGCUGUCUUCGCUGGCCCUGCACAAGCAGACCCACGUUGCCGUGGACCAGGGCCAGGAAAAGCUGCAGGCCGACGUCCUGGCCGGUGGUGCCUUGGACCAGAAGGUCUUCCUGGCCUUGCUGGGCCUGCAGCACACCAAAGACGUCAGGCCCCCACCCGCCGAGGAGCCCCUGCCAGAUGACAACGAAGCAAUACAGCUCCAGACACUCAAGUGUCCACUACCUCAGGACCCUGGCUGCGCCAACGUGCUGAGUCUGUCUCCUUUUGAAGCGGCCUCCCUGGGUGGCUCUCUCACAGUGCUCCCAGCCACCAAGGAGGGCAUGAAGCAUCUGUCCCUGCAGCCCUUCCAAAAGGGCUUCAUCAUCCAGCCUGACAGCAGCAUUGUGGUCAAGCCCAUCUCCGGGGAGUCAGCCAUCGAGCUGGCCGACAUCCAGCAGAUCCUGAAGAUGGCAGCCUCCGCCCCCCCACAGAUCAGUCUUCCCCCGCUCUCCAAGGCCCCUGCCACCCCCCUGCAGGCGAUUUUCAAGCACAUGCCCCCUCUGAAGCCAAAGCCCCUGGUCACGCCCCGCACAGUGGUGGCCACCUCCACCCCGCCUCCUCUCAUCAAUGCGCAGCAGGCAUCCCCGGGCUGCAUCAGCCCCAGCCUGCCCCCGCCGCCGCUGAAGCUCCUGAAGGGCUCGGUGGAGGCGGCCGCCACCGCCCACCUGCUGCAGUCCAGGUCCGGGGCACAGCCAAACUCGGCCCCACAGCUCUUCCUGCAGCAGCCACGCGAGCUGGCGGGCCAGCCCGAGAUGAAGACGCAGCUGGAACAGGACAGCAUCAUCGAAGCCCUGCUGCCGCUGAGCAUGGAGGCCAAGAUUAAGCAGGAGAUCACAGAGGGUGACCUCAAGGCCAUCAUGACAGGACCCGGCAGCAAGAAGGCCCCCGCCGUGCGCAAGGUGCUCUACCCGUGCCGCUUCUGCAACCAGGUGUUCGCCUUCUCGGGGGUCCUGCGUGCGCAUGUGCGCUCGCACCUGGGCAUCUCCCCCUACCAGUGCAACAUCUGUGACUACAUCGCGGCGGACAAGGCCGCGCUUAUCCGCCACCUGCGCACGCACAGCGGUGAGCGGCCCUACAUCUGCAAGAUCUGCCACUACCCCUUCACCGUCAAAGCCAACUGUGAGCGGCACCUGCGCAAGAAGCACCUCAAGGCCACGCGCAAGGACAUCGAGAAGAACAUCGAGUACGUGAGCAGCAGCGCGGCCGAGCUGGUGGACGCCUUCUGCGCGCCGGACACUGUGUGCCGGCUGUGCGGCGAGGACCUGAAGCACUACCGCGCCCUGCGCAUCCACAUGCGCACGCACUGCGGCCGUGGCUUGGGCGGCUGCCACAAGACACGCAAGCCCUUCGAGUGCAAGGAGUGCAGUGCCACCUUCACCGCCAAGCGCAACUGCAUCCACCACAUCCUCAAGCAGCACCUGCACGUGCCUGAGCAGGACAUCGAGAGCUACGUGCUGGCCACUGGUGGCCCAGGCAACACCGAGCCCAGCACUGAGGCCGCGGGGAGGGCAGAGGAGGGCAGCGGUGUGGCCUUCGGUGACUGCAAGCCCCUCGCUGCCUUCCUGGAGCCCCACAACGGCUUUCUUCACGGGGCCUCCGCCCAGCCACCCCCUCCCCACGUGGCGGUCAAGCUGGAGCCGGCCAGCAGCUUUGCUGUGGACUUCAGCGAGCCCCUAGACUUCUCGCAGAAGGGGCUGGCACUGGUGCACGUGAAGCAGGAGAAUGUGCCCUUCCUGAGCCCUUCCGCCUUGGCCCCCUACGACUGCUCCAUGGAGCCCAUCGACCUGUCCGUCCCCAAGAACCGCAGGAAAGGAGACAGGGAUGCAGCUGCGCCCGGGGAAGCCGAGAAGCUGCAGCAGGAAGAGGGCAGCGCUGAGCAGCCUGCGUCCUGCCCAGCGCCCUGCCCUGCCCUGCCGCCCACUGUGGGGGCCAGCGGGAGCCUAGAAAGCCCCACUGCUGCUGUGGCGGCGGCCACCACAGCCGCCCCCCUGGACUCCCACGCCCAGCCUCUCCAGGGCUCCGUGCAGCUGGCCGUACCCAUCUACUCCUCAGCUCUCGUCAGCAGCUCUCCCAUCCUGGGCAGCUCUGCCCUUAUAAGCAGCUCUGCCCUCCUGAGCAGCCCAGCCUUGCUGCGGCCACUGCGACCCAAGCCCCCCCUUCUCUUGCCAAAGCCUCCCGUGACUGAAGAGCUGCCCCCACUGGCCUCCAUCGCCCAGAUCAUCUCAUCCGUGUCCUCCGCCCCCACCCUGCUGAAAACCACCAAGGCGGCCAACCCCGGGCCCACAAGCAGCAGCAGCAGCAGCGUGGCAGACACGGACAGCUUAGGAGGUGCCAUCCCCAGAGCUGCUGCUACACCCACCGAUGCCACCAGCCCAAAGGAGGCCAGCGACCUGCCGCCUGUGGCCAGCAGCCCAGAGGCGGCCUCCCCCACUGAGCAGGGCCUGGCCAGCUCCUCCAAGAAGAGGGGUCGCAAGAAGGGGAUGCGGAACCGGCCCUGCGUCCACAGCGGCGGGGUGGACCUGGACUCCAGUGGGGAGUUUGCCAGCAUCGAGAAGAUGCUGGCCACCACGGACACCAACAAGUUCAGCCCAUUUCUGCAGACUGCAGAGGAUGACGCUCAGGAGGAGGGACCCGGGGGCCCUGCCGACCACCACGGGCCCAGUGAUGAGGAGCAGGGCGGGCCGCCCGAAGACAAGCUGCUGAGGGCAAAGCGGAACUCCUACGCCAACUGCUUGCAGAAGAUCACCUGUCCCCACUGUCCCCGGGUCUUCCCUUGGGCCAGCUCCCUGCAGAGGCACAUGCUCACACACACUGGUCAGAAACCUUUCCCUUGUCAAAAAUGCGAUGCCUUCUUUUCUACCAAAUCUAACUGUGAACGCCACCAGUUGCGCAAACACGGAGUUACCACCUGCUCCCUGAGAAGAAACGGGCUUAUCCCCCCCACAGAGAGUGAUGUUGGAUCCCAUGAUAGCACAGACAGCCAGUCGGACACGGAGACGCUGGCCGGGGCUGCGGAGGUGCUGGACCUCACGGCACGGGACCGAGAGCAGCCGCCGGCAGAGGGCGCUGCGGAGCCGGGCCAGGCCCCGGAGGAGCCCCGCGCGGAGGCGGCUGAGGCGGAGGCCGAGGCCCCGGCGGCCUCCCCUGCGCCCCGGGAGGAGGUGGAGGAGGCGCCCGAGGAGAAGCAGGAGCCGGAGGAGGAGCCCGCGGUGGAGAGCGCCGGGGACGCAGACGGCGGGGAGGAAGAUGCGGCCAGCAACAAGAGCCUGGACCUGGACUUCGCCAGCAAGCUGAUGGACUUCAAGCUGGCCGAGGGCGAGGCGGGCGCCGGGGGCAGCCAGGGCGCGGCCCCGCAGGACCAGAAGCACACCUGCGACGCCUGCGGGAAGAGCUUCAAGUUCCUGGGCACCCUGAGCCGCCACCGCAAGGCGCAUGGCCGCCGGGAGCCCAGGGACGAGGACGAGGCGCUGCAGCUGCAAGGCGAGGGCCCGCCGCCGGCCCCUGAGUGCGCGGAGAAGCCUGCGGAGGCCCCCGCCGGGGACCGCGCCCCGGGUGCCAGGGAGGCCUCGGUGGAGAGGCAGCUGGAGGAGACCGAGGGCCCCUCGGACGGGGAGGGCGCCGCGGAGAGGAGGUGCUCGGAGAAGAGUGACGACGACAAGAAGCCAAAGACCGACGCCCCCAGAAGCACGGCCAGCAAGGCCGACAAGAGGAAGAAGGUCUGCAGCGUGUGCAGCAAGCGCUUCUGGUCCCUGCAGGACCUCACCCGGCACAUGCGGUCCCACACAGGGGAAAGGCCGUACAAGUGCCAGACCUGCGAGCGGACCUUCACCUUGAAGCACAGCCUGGUUCGGCACCAGCGCAUCCACCAGAAAGCCAGGCACGGGAAGCACCGUGGGAAGGACAGCGACAGGGACGAGCGGGCGGAGGAGGACAGCGAGGGCGAGUCGGCCCACAGCGGCAACAACGCGGCGUCGGAGACCGAGGCCGAGGCGGCUCCCAGCGCCGGCAGCCUCGCGGCCGUCACCCGGGGCCGGAAGGAGGGCUCGGCUGGCGCCGGGAAGGACUGCGGCCGCCGGGAGGAGAAGGCCACGGCCGGGCGUGCGGCAGAGCCGGGCCCGGAGAGCCCCGAGGCCCUCGUGCAGGACCUGCUGGAGCUGUGCGGCAAGCGGCCGGCCCACCCGCUUCUGGCCAGCGAUGGCGCCUCGCAGCUCCUGGGGAUGGAGUGACGGCGCUCCGCCCCUCGCUCAGCACACAGCCGGCGGAGCCCCCUCUGCGCCCCUGGCGCGUCCUCGGUGUCCUUCGCUGCGAGGGAGCAGGGGGGCAGGAGAGACAGCGGCGAGCGGCCGCGGCUGUGCCCGGGCCUUCCGCGCGCGGGCGAGGCCAGCCCGGCCGGUGCCAGUGCCUUACCUACUUGCGGAUCCUCGGCACCGUCUCCGUGGGCGCUUUCUCCCGGAGCAACUCCUUAGCAAGGCAGAGGCCUUAAUGAAUUGUGUGGGGCGGACCUCUGCGCCUAAGCAUUAACGUCACCUUCUGUGUGGGUGUGUGUGCGCUUGUUUUUGUGAAUCUGUGAUCGUACUGUUUGUUCUGUGAGCUGAAAACAGAAGAAAAAAAACAUGCCGUUGGAUCCCGAUAGCCAAUAACUGGAAGAAAACGAUGUGAAUUUCAUGUCCCGAGCAGAGCGGAAGUGGAUGCCAUGCCGAUUUCCCGGGCGCACCUUUGCUCUUCUCCAUGCGCUGCAUAGAGGAGCUGUGGUCGGGUCCUUGUUAUCACAGGACCUGGUCGAUGAAGGUCGCGAUGUUCCUCAAGCCAAAACCAGGAAAGAUUUGUAGCGUCAACCUCAUACGUGUUUCCAAUCUUCCCACGCUAGAGAUGGUCACUGUCCAGGUUUCCAGACGUUCCCAGUUUCUAGCAGAGGCCCCUCCCCGGCGGCUUAACCUAUGGAAGACGUGCCUGGACGUUAGCUAGUCGAUCCCCUCCCCAUUCGGUUUAUGUUAUUAUUAAUAUUAUUAUUAUUAUUAUUAUUUUUAGUUCUCCAGUUUGCUGGGCUCUGCAGUCAGCAGAAACAUGUGGGCAAUAUUUGUCCCGGGAGACCUGUGCCGCCCCGCCCUGUCCCGAGUGCCGUGUGCCUGAGCUCCCCCAGCGCGCUGCAGUGACAGCUCUUCUACUGUACCCAGACAAGCCCUGCUCCCGGCCCGCAGCACCCAGGGGGCCCUGCCGGGAGCGCUGCCUGGACGGCUUCGGAGAGGCGAGGCGGCCACGCGCCUUCCCGCUACACGGCGCCGGCCUUCCUGCAACGCCUAGCGCAGGCCUCGCCCCAGCUAUGCUACUGUCAUUUGAAAAGCAAGGAAAUACUACUACUGGUAAUAGAACGAGCAGGCAGGGUGGACGUGAGAGAUGUGUGGUCCCUUCCCUGGCGUGGGCUGGCGUUAGACACAGGCGCCCGCUCACCGCCUGGCCUGAACCCCCGGUGCAGAAAGGCGGGAUUUUGCGUCCCACACGAGGAACAGAGUCCCCUCCCUAGCCACCAGGGACACAAGUCACACUGUAGCCGACCUCGUGCUCGGCGCUCUGUGCUCCAGCCAGCCCGAGGGGGCCUGCCCGUGGGCCUUGAGCCUCCCGGGACGCCCGUACCCGGACCUCCUCUUCCCUGCCCUUUCUGCUCCUGGCCUUGGAGCGAGCCGCCCCACCCCGCCCCAGCGUCCGGCGGUUAAAGCGCAGCCGCCCUGACUUCGCGGGAGGGUAUUCUUGAGGUCGUGAGAAGUGGUAUCUUUGCAGAUGAAAGGAAAAAGGCUGAGGUGUGUAUGAGGUUUAACUGUAUUCGGGAUGUGUGAACCAGCUUAAAAGUGCGGUUUUAUUUACUGUAGAGGUGAGUGCGCAUCAGAACCAAUGAUCCCUUGGUGUCUUCUAAGUUAAAACCAGUUCAUGCAUCCCUUAGUUGUUUUUUUUAUUAUUAUUACAAUUGUUGUUAUUUUCGUUGUUAUUAUUAUUUGGGGUUUCUUGUGUUUUGUUUCUCUUCGCAACUCUCCACACUAAACUCGCAAUAUUGUGGGGAGAAGCCAGGGCUAAACCCAACGCUGCGGUGAGAUGUAGCAGGGGGCGGCUCCCGCUGCCAGUGCGGCGGGGGCUGCCGCUCGCAAUAAUCACUAUUGAUUUAAAGCUUUAUUUAGCCUGGAUCUGUACCCUUGUAGUCGGUAAGGUCUUACCACAUCUUAUUAGUGAGGUUGACAGAUGUUCGUCGUUCCACCCCUCCCCAGUAUCAAACUGUGAAAUUUGUGAUUUGUUUAAACGCUGGGUGAAUCAUAGCUUAGUUUGCAUGUCCAGCUAAUUUGUUUCUAUACAUUUUGUUUGAUUCUCUUUCUCCUUCUCUCAGGGCUUUUACAAAUAUAUAUAUAAAUAUAUAUAUAUGGAUCUUCUGAAAAGUUUUUUGAGGUGCAAGUUGUUUUCUCUUUUGUUUUUCCUCUUUGAUUAAUGGACACAAUGCUGAGAUUCAAUCACUACAUGACACACCUGGCUGUGAGAACAGAACAAAACGCCCGGGAGCUCCGAGACAGUCGAAGCGCUGCAGGCAGAUUCACCCCACGUCGUCUCUCUCCUCUCUCUUUCAAGAAGGAAGUUGAUCCUAGUGAUUUCAGCCCAUGCAUUAAACAGGAAGCAAUAAUAAAUAUGUAGAAUUCAUAUUUUUCUAAAGGGAACUUAAGAACUGCUGCUACAUGUUAUGUACAAAAUUGGUUUAUGCCACAUGAACAGAGAAUCACAAGUUUGGUUUUGGUACUUUUUGUUCCUCUUUGUACUCAGUUGUAUAGAACUUCCAAAUCCAGAAUGAAAAGAAAGCUGUUCUGUAUUGAACCAUCUAAGCAAUAAAUGUUAUAUUUUAAAAAACGGCA
This is a messenger RNA of Chinchilla lanigera (long-tailed chinchilla), 8455 nucleotides long. RefSeq names its product ras responsive element binding protein 1 (gene Rreb1). The record is from RefSeq and is a predicted model, not a curated record. The transcript is spliced from 13 exons. Gene Ontology annotation, biological process: regulation of transcription by RNA polymerase II. Gene Ontology annotation, cellular component: nucleus. Gene Ontology annotation, molecular function: RNA polymerase II cis-regulatory region sequence-specific DNA binding; DNA-binding transcription activator activity, RNA polymerase II-specific. The coding region runs from base 554 to 5797 and encodes 1747 amino acids. Lineage: Eukaryota; Metazoa; Chordata; Mammalia; Rodentia; Chinchillidae.